Molecule: messenger RNA, 1941 nt
Organism: Sesamum indicum (sesame)
Lineage: Eukaryota; Viridiplantae; Streptophyta; Magnoliopsida; Lamiales; Pedaliaceae
Product: fumarate hydratase 1, mitochondrial
Biological process (GO): tricarboxylic acid cycle; fumarate metabolic process; malate metabolic process
Cellular component (GO): mitochondrion
Molecular function (GO): fumarate hydratase activity
Source: RefSeq, a predicted model, not a curated record
UUUUGGCAUAGAAAAGUUGGUUAGAGGCUGCGCACUAAACAUUGAUUCUUACAGGAAAAUCAAACUAGGAUUGCGGUUCCUUCAGUUUUACCCGGCGGCGGCUAACCUGAAAACUCUUCUCCGAUCGCGCGCGGCGUAUAGUUGAUUCCGGCAAUGGCGAUGCUCAUAGCCAGCCGUAGACUAUCGAGUAGAUCGACCACGACGUCGUGCUUAGCGGCGAGCUUCAGAUGGUACUCUACAUCCUUCAGAGAAGAAAGAGACACUUUCGGCCCCAUUCAAGUGCCCUCGGACAAAUUAUGGGGUGCUCAAACUCAAAGAUCACUGCAGAACUUUGAAAUUGGAGGCGAGCGGGAAAGAAUGCCUGAGCCAAUUAUACGUGCAUUCGGGAUUCUUAAGAAAUGUGCAGCAAAGGUAAACAUGGAAUAUGGCCUUGAUCCCUCCAUAGGAAAAGCAAUUAUGCAAGCUGCCCAAGAAGUAGCUGAGGGAAAAUUAAAUGAUCAUUUCCCAUUGGUUGUUUGGCAAACUGGCAGUGGUACUCAGAGUAACAUGAAUGCCAAUGAGGUUAUCGCAAAUAGGGCGGCUGAGAUUCUUGGCCACAAGCGUGGUGAAAAGUUUGUUCAUCCAAAUGACCACGUAAACAGAUCACAAUCUUCUAACGACACAUUUCCAACUGUAAUGCACAUUGCAGCUGCAGUGGAGAUGAAUUCAGGGUUAAUACCAAAAUUGAAACAGCUACACACAACGCUACAUGCAAAGUCUGUCGAAUUCAAGGACAUCGUUAAAAUUGGUCGCACACACACACAAGACGCUACUCCGUUGACGCUUGGACAAGAGUUUAGUGGGUACACUACACAAGUGAAAUAUGGAAUUGAUCGAGUCUUAUGCACCCUCCCUCGCAUGUAUCAGCUUGCACAGGGGGGCACUGCUGUAGGAACUGGUUUGAAUACAAAGAAAGGGUUUGAUGUAAAAAUUGCUGCUGCUGUAGCUGAGGAAACAAAGUUGCCAUUUGUGACUGCUGAAAACAAAUUUGAAGCACUGGCUGCGCAUGAUGCUUUUGUUGAAACAAGUGGUGCCUUAAACACAGUUGCUGCUUCUCUCAUGAAGGUAGCAAAUGAUAUACGUUUCUUAGGAAGUGGUCCACGUUGUGGUCUAGGAGAACUUAUACUUCCUGAAAAUGAACCUGGCAGCAGUAUUAUGCCGGGGAAGGUGAACCCUACGCAGUGUGAGGCACUCACAAUGGUUUGCGCUCAGGUUAUGGGCAAUCAUGUGGCAAUCACAGUGGGAGGAUCUAAUGGCCAUUUUGAGCUUAAUGUAUUUAAGCCUGUCAUUGCCAGUAAUCUCUUACAAUCAUUGAGAUUACUUGGGGAUGCCUCUGCCUCCUUUGAAAAGAAUUGUGUCAGAGGAAUUCAAGCCAAUAGAGAAAGAAUUUCUAAAUUGUUACACGAGUCUCUAAUGCUGGUUACAUCUCUGAAUCCAAAAAUUGGCUACGAUAAUGCCGCAUUAGUUGCCAAGACAGCUCACAAGGAGGGAAGUACAUUGAAGGAGGCUGCUCUGAAACUUGGCGUACUCAAUUCCGAAGAAUUUGAUAGCCUCGUAGUGCCAGAAAAGAUGAUUGGCCCCUCGGACUAAAUGGAUCUGGCAGAGCUUAGAAUUUCAAGAGAAAUCCCGACAGAAGUCGGCAUUUGGACGUGGAAUAUAUUAGGUGGUUCAUUUAUUGGAAAAAACAUUUUUGGGGUUUUCUCAGCUGUUGGUUUUGGUUUUAAUUCUCCAGACUAUUGGUUAUAGGCGAGAAAGCCUCCCAUUGUUGUAACUGCUGCGUCUAGAAUAAAUACGCAUGAGAGAGUUAAGAACUAAUUCUACUUGUCCCAGAAAGAAUGAGAUUAAUUAGGCAAAUGCUGUUCAAUGAAGCAGCAAGAAUAAAGUAGUCAGUAUUUUCUUUGC